GCGGAUCCAAGAUGGCGACGUAUCCACCGCGGAGGCUGCUGGGAGCAAGACCUUUACCCUCUGACCCCCGCCGUGACCCCCGUCGUUCCGGCUUCACUGAAGGCGGCGGCGGAAGCCCCCGCGAUCUCCGGUGCUUGUGCACGCACUUCCAGGGACUGGCAGCAUGUCACCAUCACCUCCUGAGAACUUUUUCCACUAAGAAUAUAUAAAAAAGAAAGCUGUCAAAGAAGUACAAGAGGAGAAUGAGUUGUCACAGAUUGCAAGAAUUUCAAGAAGGGCCAAGACCUUGAACAGCAUAGCCUAGAGAUGGGCGUGGGAAAGAAACGAAGGGUCUUCUCACUUUCCUUCAGGCCAACAGUUUCCGCAGUGACGACAACGACCCCGGCAAGGCCGCUCCCAACGUGGCCGCUCUGGACGAGGAAGUUCCCUGACAGGGCUGCUCCAGACGAAGCCUCUCCCCAGACGAUGCUGCUCCUGACUAGGCCACUCACCGAGGAGGCCUCACGUCUAGGAAGCCGCUCCGGGAAUGAAGCUGCUCCCCGGAAUGACGCUGCUCCCGCAAGGCCGCUUGGCGAGGCCGUGGCUUGGGGCAGCAGGGCCGCUGGCGGCUCUCACGGCUCUGACAGCUCUGAUGGCUCUGACAGCUCGGACAGCUCUGACAGUAAGGAGUCUGAAAAUAAGUUAUAUAUGAUGUUAAAGCAGAGAAACCCAAAGCUGAGCAGGAUGGGAUAUCAUGGAUCAGAAGUUUCCCUGAUAUCCUCGCAUGGUAUGGGCUCAGUUGAUGCUGGUGGUCUCUUCAUGCUCAAGAAAUGCAAAACACUGGAAGUUAUACACCAGACACCUUACCUGAAAUUUGAAGACUGGGGCGAGGCUGCUCCAAACAAGAGUACCAAAGCUCAGAGCCAGAGAGUUCUCUGGACGCAGAGGCUUUGCAGUAGAGAACUGUGUGAUGGGGCAGGAGAGUCAGCUGCGGACCGACGCCCCCGGCCCACAGCCCAGGCUAACUAGAUUAUUACCAUCCUUGGUCACGGACAUGCUGACAGCACUCACUUCAGCCAGUAAAUGCUGGUUCUAAAGCCAACAGUCUCCAGUCUCCGGGUGAGAUUGGAAACGUGUGCCUGGGGAGAGCCAUCCCAAGCCAUGGACUGUGAGAGCACCCCUGACCUGCACGCCUGGGACCCCCGCCAGCCCGUUCUGAGGCACCCGUGGCUCAGCUCAGAGUUCCUUGCCUUCAGGCCACACACUGGGAUCCUCCAGACCAAGAAGACAAAUGGAGAAAGAAGACGGUUUGGGGAUUACUGCUGCCCCGCCCACCCGUGGAACUGUUCCAGAAUAUCAAAAACCUGUUGAAAGCCCAGAGUGGCAGUGAGUGCGGUGAGCAACAUAAUAGAAGAAAAAUCAGUGGAUCUCCGUCCAUCGACUAGUUCAUGUCUGCUGCAGAGCCAAAGCUUCAUCCUAGUUUGUUAAUGAAUGUUGAAAUCACUUAAGACUUUUGGGCCUCUGUGGCUCUAUAUUAAAAAUAAGGAGGUUGAUAUGAUGCAUAAUCAUGAGGCUAACUGACAUCUAUUGAGCACUUACUAUGUGCCGGGCACGUAGUUAAAUAUUUUAAAUAUUAACGUGAGUUAUAUAUUUUAGUUGUCACAAAAGCCAUAAUCUCUCCUUUUAAGAUACAAGAAAAUCAAAGCACAGAGAGGUUGAGUAACUUACUCAUUGGUAGGAGGCAGAACGUGGAUUCGAAACUCCAAGUCCCUGUGUUUCCCCCUCAUGCUUUCGCCGACUUCUUGUGUGUACUCUUGUUCUUGUUGUGUUAUCAAGAGGAAGAUGCGCACUCUCUCAUUCCAAUGCCAUGUAUCUGACAUAGAUCAGUCCUCUGUGCACCCACCCAUACUUGACCUCCAAGCAUCACUGAAAAGCUUGUAUUUAUAGUUCAGGUAGGAGAAGCCAGGAAUUUUAUACCUACCUGUGGCUAAAGCAUGAAGUGGAGAGGGACAGUAUGUCGGAUGAAGAAUCACCAACCAGAACAUGCUAGCAAGCCUCAUCAGGAGCAAAUGGAACAAGAUUCAAGGACGAGGAACACACAGCCAUGUGCUGCAGAACCAGCUCUCUGAAAGGGAAAAGUCCUGGUACGUCCUUUCGUGACCCACGUCCUGAGUGGAGGACUGAGGUGUGCAGGGGGGCCACAGUCACGUGGGCGGAAACACAGGACUCAGAUUCAGAUGACUGGGAAUCGGUCUUCCUGGUUGCACAAAUAAGCCAAAUGGGCAGAUAAGCCCGUUUUCCUCACGGAAACUGCCUCUGCUUCUGGAAAAUGGGAAUGUGCCAAGCCCCUCAUAGGUCUGUCCUAAGAAGUGAAUGGGAUGCAGAAAGGAUGAAUACUGACCACUUACAUCGAUGUGGUUGGAACUGGAGGGGAUUAUGCUAUAAGUGAAAUAAGUCAGUCGGAGAAAGCCAAUUACCAUAUGG
This is a messenger RNA of Lutra lutra (Eurasian river otter), 2463 nucleotides long. RefSeq lists its product as uncharacterized. Lineage: Eukaryota; Metazoa; Chordata; Mammalia; Carnivora; Mustelidae. Bases 307 to 1008 code for a protein of 233 amino acids. The transcript has 7 exons. The record is from RefSeq and is a predicted model, not a curated record.